Symbiodinium sp. CCMP2456 is the source of this 217-nucleotide messenger RNA. The record is from the annotation of a GenBank genome assembly. Lineage: Eukaryota; Dinophyceae; Suessiales; Symbiodiniaceae.
AUGAUGCGGCAUCUCAACCGCACCCUCCCGGACUUUUCGCACUUGGUCGUAGCAGGGACCAACUUCGAAGUCUUCACCCGGGCGUGGUGCAUUGCAGAGAUCGUGGAGUCCGGCAUGUCGGACAUCAAGCAACGCAUCCUGAUCCACUCCGAGGAAACCUUGGAUUGCAACUACCAGCGGCUGACGUGCAUCGACGUGCGCCGGUGUCAGGCCACAC